CCACAGUGUUCUGUUUCGUACGUCGUCAUUGAGACAGUAUAUCCCUAUUCAUAUCUCACACUUGGCUUCAGCGACGUGGUUUUUUAUACCCUUUCAACCAGUUGAGACAUCUCGUCUAUUCACUUCGCCAUAUAAACAAACCCACGCAAACGAUACUCUCACCGCCGCUACCAAACGAGGCUGGCCAGCCGUCAUUUCCUCUGAAAAAGCGAAACUAGAUAUCGUCGUCGCAUAUCUGGGACCCAGAUUUCGGACUCGGAUUUCGAAGAUUGUACCAAAACUUCAAGGCGCAUUGAGGUAACUCUCAUCCUACCGUCCGCCAGUUGGCGGCACCAGCGCUGCGAUGGCGCCAGCUCCGGUCGAUGGACUCUCGCCGCCGGGGAGCAGCACAUACUCCUCAAAUACACUCUACGUCGGCGAUGGAACAUGGGACAGCCAGAGGAACACGUUCCUGCUCCCCAAUUUGGUGGGACUGAACUUUGAGACGAUGCGAUAUAACGGCAUGGGAAACCGUUUUGCAUCGCAACCACAAUAUCAUUACCUGAUUAGGGCACAUGGGAUCAUUGCGGUGAUCGUAUUCCUCCUCCUGAUCCCGACUUCGAUCUUGAUGUCCAGGUUUUACGGCAAGAUACCGGGACGAGGAGUGAGGGUACAUAUAUACCUCAACAUUCUCGCACUAUUCCUCUCGACAGUCGUCUUUAUUCUCGGCUUCAUGGCCGUGGGCCCCUCGCGCAGCCUCACGAACCCGCAUCAUGGACUUGGCGUCGCUAUCUACGUCUUGAUUAUCUGGCAAACCUUGGUUGGCAAUUGGAUUCGCAAGAAGUUCAAGAAGAAGAUGUACAGACGCCCUCCUAUCAAGUUGAUGAUACAUCAGUGGAUGGGGCGAGCUACUGCGAUUCUGGGGAUUAUUCAGGUCCCGCUUGGCCUGGUUCUUUAUGGUAGUCCAAAGUGGACGUUCAUCCUCUACACGCUGUGGAUGACGUUCCUCCUGAUAUUCUACUUCAUCGCCCAACACAGGGCGUACGGAGACACCCAUCACCACGGGGGACAUGGAGGACACCUAGAGGGCGGAACGGUUAUUGAAGAAAAGAAGAGCGGUGGUUGGGGGAAGUACUUGGCACCUCUCGCAGCAGGCGCCGGCGCUGUCUGGCUCGGAAAGAAGUUCUCACACAGACACGAUGACGACGAUGAAGUGGUUCCAUCUCGCCGCGGCUCUCGACGCGACUCUCGACGUGACUCGGCCAGCUACUUCACUGAAGAUGAAAAGCCAGACCACAAAGAAGGCGGAGGUCUCUUCAAGAAGCUGAUGCUCGGUGCAGCUGUAGCGGGCGCGGGCAUUUUUGCCAAGAAGAAGUAUGACAAGAGGCAUGCGCACGAUGACGAAUAUUCCGCUGUGGCUGGUGAUACCCCAAGUCGCAGACCCUCCAGACGACAUGAACCCAUUGGGAGCGAUUACACUGAAUCUACCAUUGAAGUCCGACGAGCAGAUGACCGCCCAGGACACAGCAAGCUUCUCCCCGCCGCUGGUGGCGCCGCAUUAGGUGCACUAGGCGCAGCAGCUAUUGGUGCUGCUAAACGCCCCAGGACACCGCCGCCAGUUAAAUCCCCACGGAGAAACCCAAGACGCGAUAGUUUCGACACUUACACGUCCAUUGCAUCCCCAUCUCGCGUCAAUGAAAGUGGUGGGCAUGGAGCUCGAAAUGGUAUACUCGCAGGCCUCGGACUCGGUUGGUUGGGCAAGAAAUUCAAGGAUCGCAAGGACGAUCGUGAGCAAGAGCGCCUCGACGACAUCCGCCGCCAAGAGCUUGAGGAUGAGAAGCGAUUAGAAGCAGAGCGUCGAUAUGGAAACCGCCCACCGCGAUACACAGGAGAUGGACACCGCCCACCCAGGAGACAUGAUUACGAUGAAGAGAGUGACCUGAGCUCCGACUUCACAAGCCUCCACCCCCGCAGAGCCGGCGACCCCAUCCCCCCAUCAAACCUUGGUCCAGGCGCACCACCAGUACCAAUCGGCGCACAAGGCAGCAGACACGACAUCGUCGAUCCCGUGCCCAUGCCUACCGGCCCACCUCGAGACGGCCACGACCGCUUCGAAGACCCCUACCUUCCUCGCCGCCAAAGCUCGCGCUCUCGUCGCGACGCCGAAGCCGCAGCCGCAACCGCUGGCGCCGUACUAGCAGCCAGCGAAGUCGACCGCCGUCGUCACCGUAGCCGUAGCCAAGGCGGCGGAUACCGUGACGACGAAAGGGACGGCUCUCGCCCCUCUGCCACGGUCAAGGUGCGCGUCCGUCCCGAGGAUGUGACGUUGCAACGCCUAACUCGCGAGGAGGCCGCAGAGCGCGACGCUCGCAGACGCCGCAGACACUCGCUCUCGGACUCGGAGGUCUCAGCUGGGCCUUCCGGCAGAUACCGACGAGAUGAGAGUGCUAGCCGGCAAGCGGCGGAGCGACGAGCUGAGAGGCGCGCAGAGGCAGAUCUAGAGCCUCUGAGCCCACCAAGGCCGGCGUUUGCGAAAGGUAGGGCAAAGGAUAGCGCGUAUUACUCCGGACCGUCGGGUGGGAGCGGAAGGCCUAGUGGGCCGGAGAGUAUAGGGAGUCCAGACAGUGGGCCCGCGUAUAGCGGGAUGAGUCCGACGGGGACGGGGAUGAGUGAGGACCCGGCAGAGAGGCGAAGGAGGAGGAGAGCAGAAAGGAGUAGAGCGGGUAGCCAGGGAGGGCCGCCUGAGUUUACUUGAGGAGUGGUAGAUAGGGAUGUAGGGAUGGGCGGCGCAUUUAUGGUGUUGGAGCGUUUGAUUUUGAUUUAGGUGGGAUUUUGGGACGAUGGUAGGAUACCCGUCUUCAGAUGGUGGGAUGGGAUAUGUACAUGUAUGAAUUGGGAUGUGUAAUGUGCAUAUUUACAGCGCGUGGUCGCUGCUGUUAGAAGCAUCCACAUACAUGAGAUAUGAGAAUAGGAAGACGUUUAUGUGCUCUUACAAGAUCGUGUAGCUCUGUUACUUGUGAGAAUAAAAUAUCCGAUAAUGAUACCCCAAG
Pseudogymnoascus verrucosus is the source of this 3029-nucleotide messenger RNA. RefSeq lists its product as uncharacterized. The transcript is spliced from 2 exons. NCBI's taxonomy places the organism in Eukaryota, Fungi, Ascomycota, Leotiomycetes, Thelebolales, Thelebolaceae. Bases 344 to 2734 code for a protein of 796 amino acids. The record is from RefSeq and is a predicted model, not a curated record.